AUGACGAGCUCAAACGACAUCUCCGGCAGACUUGCCCUCAUUACAGGGGCUUCGGGAGGAAUCGGAUCAGCGUGUGCAAAGCAACUCCUCGACCUUGGUUGUGAUCUUGCUUUGACAUAUUCCUCAAAUCGGGACUCUUUGGUCAAGCUCGUCGAGAGCUUUCAAGCGGCGGCAACAGAAAAGAAGCUGAAAAUCACCAUCCAUCAGGCCGACCUUGCUUCGCCUGAGCAAACGACCAAACUCUGCGAGGACGUACAGAAAGAGCAUGGGCGAGCGGUUGACAUACUCAUCUCCAACGCGGGGUAUGGCAAGCGAAUAAGGGAUGUUUCUGAGAUCCCACUGAGCGAGUUUGAGAUCACACUGAAUGUGAACUUGAGGGCGCCAUUCCUGCUGGUCAAGGGCGUGGUGGAUGGCAUGAAGGCUCAGAAGUGGGGCCGAAUCAUCUUCGUCAGUUCCAUAGCAGCGUAUGGAGGCGGCAUGAACGGAUGCCACUACGCAGCGUCGAAAGGUGGAUUGAUGGGCAUGAUGAAGAACCUCUCGACGACUCUCGCUCCAUUGAAUAUCACCGUGAACGACGUCGCGCCGGCAAUGGUUGGUAACACUGGAUUACUGCCCAGCGGUGACCAGUUCCCAGGACUCGUGGACAGUAUUCCCAUGCACAGAUUGUGCGAGCCGGAAGAAGUUGCCAAUGCCGUCACUUUCUAUGCCCGUACUGGAUUUGCCACUGGCCAGAGUGUGAUCAUAGCUGGCGGUCUGAAGUGA
Molecule: messenger RNA, 762 nt
Organism: Zymoseptoria tritici IPO323
Lineage: Eukaryota; Fungi; Ascomycota; Dothideomycetes; Mycosphaerellales; Mycosphaerellaceae
Exons: 4
Coding region: 1-762 (253 amino acids)
Molecular function (GO): oxidoreductase activity, acting on the CH-OH group of donors, NAD or NADP as acceptor
Source: RefSeq, a predicted model, not a curated record